Molecule: messenger RNA, 1290 nt
Organism: Dovyalis caffra
Lineage: Eukaryota; Viridiplantae; Streptophyta; Magnoliopsida; Malpighiales; Salicaceae
Source: the annotation of a GenBank genome assembly
AUGAAGGUUCAGAUCCUAUCUAGAAAAGUUCAUAGCUCCAUCGUUUCCAACUCCACCCAACCUUCAGAACUUGAAAUUAUCAUGUUUCGACCAGCUUGCUGCUACCUUGCAUGGGCUCUUUCUUUUCUACUACCUACCCAAUGGGGGAGAAGCAUAAAAGAAAACUUCUCAAUUGAGUGUAAUGACAAGGGAGCGGAGUACUUGGAAGCUCAAGUUAGUGGUUCCCUUUCUCAACUUCUCGAAAGAGAAGAGCUUGAGACUGAAAUGUGGUGGCAUUUGGUACCGGGAAAUUUCCAACCGAAGAACAGCCCUCUUUUAACCAUUCAAUUCAACAUGUUUGAUUGUGGAGGCCUAGCUAUUGGGACAUGUAUGGCACACAGUAUAGCUGAUGGAUACACAAUAGGUGCAUUCGUCAAUGCCUGGGCCACUGCUUGCCGAAUUGGGAUUGAAAAGGUACAUUGUCGUCCGAGCUUCCCAUUCGGCUCUCUUCUUCCGCCCAAGAACAUACCUACUAUCUCUUCCGUCUGCGAUCCGACAAGAGGUGGAGAAAUUAACAAGGUUGUCAAGAAAACUUUCGUGUUUAACCGUGCAACAAUAUCAAAACUGAAAGAAAUUGCUGUAAGUCGUACUUCUGGUUCAAAUCAGCUGCUGAAACACCAACCGACACGAGUGGAGGUUGUGACAGGACUUGUGUGGAUGAUUCUCACAAAGGUAGCUCAAGCUAUACACGGCCACUUGAGGCCUUCCAUCUUUGGAAUUGUAGUUAAUAUGCGAGGGAAGACAAGUAUAACUAUGCCGGAGUAUUCUUGUGGAAACUUUGUAAACUUCGCGAUUGCGCAAUUCAUGCCAGAUGAUGGGAGCAAGAUUGAGCUUCGUGACUUCGUAAAUCGGGUGCAUGCUGCGACAAGAAGCUUGGUUGAUGAUUUUGCGAAAGCUUCGAGUGGGGAUGACUUAUUUUGGAUCAAGAUCAAGAAGAUGAGGGAGGCGAGUGAAGCCUGGGAAAAACCCGAGACAGAUCUCUAUAUGGUAAGUUCUUUGUGUCGGUUCCCAUUGUAUGAAACAGAUUUUGGAUGGGGAAAGCCCUCUUGGGUGCGUCUCGUGGAUAAAACUAACAAUUAUAGUGCUAUUGUGAUUUUAGACACUAAAGAUGGUGAUGGAAUUGAAGUAGUUAUAAGGGGUUUCCCAGAUAGAAAUGCUGCAAAUAAGGCAAAGGAUCUCUUCGGAGAUGUCAAUGGUGCUAAGUGUCCAGCAGCUCCUCGGAUAGUCGCAAAUGUUAUGAUGUCUCCAUGA